UAAGUAAAACACACCUGCUCAGCAGCUUUAAAAUGGAGUUCUCCUGAGCAGGUAUUAUUGGUUCAGUGGCUCCAGGGUGUCUCCAACGUGAAUGAUUAAAUUAGUGCUCAAAGUUGCAAGUACAAAGUCAAUAAACACUCCAAAGGACGGACUCCAAUAUGAAGGACCCAGUGAGUGAAUGUAUCUACAACCACCUCUAUCAGGAUCUAAAGAAGUUUUCUAAAAAUGGAGAACAUUUCUGCAAAGAACUUGUGGCAGUGUUUCAACAAAGGGCCGACCUGGAAAUCAGCUACGCGAAAGGAUUGCAGAAACUGGCAAGCAAGCUCACCAAAGCAUCAAGCAGCAUGGCUAAGAACUCUACUUACAGUGCCUGGAGUUUUGUGUCUGAGGAAAUGGGCUCUACAGCAGACAUACACAAAAACUUGGGCAGUGCUUUUCAGCAGGAAGCUAUUCAACCAAUUCGACAAGUUCUUGAAGAGCAUACUAAAAAGAAAAAGCCAUUAGACAAUGCAGUGGAAAAGACUGGGAAACUUGUGAUCCUCAACUGGAACGAACAAAUUAAAGCAAAAAAGAAAUUAUUUGGGUCCACAAAAGAACAUGAAGCUCUUUUUAAUUUCGUGGAAAACAACAAACAUAUAUCAACUGAGAAGGAAAAGCAGAAGAUGCUUAACAGGUUGACAAAGUCUUCUGAGGUACUGGCAAAGACAGACGAAGAGUACUUUAAUAUCAACAUGGCAGGUCAUCACACAAGACUGAAAUGGGAGACAACGCUAAAGAACUGUUACCAGAGCGUUCAAGAGAUGGAAAAACAGAGGAUCCAGAUGUUAUGUGGCAUUUUAAAUAAGUACAACCAGCAUGUCUCCACUUUUGGACAGACACUUAUUACAUGUCACAGACAAAUAGACCAGGCUGUAAGGGAGGUUGAUGUUGAAAAAGAUAUACAGAUGCUGGUGGAAGAAACAUCAGUACCGUCUCAAGAAAACAAAGCAGAAUUCCUACUUGCGGAUUAUUUUGAGGAGGAUAGUAAAACUGGAAUGGAUAAAGAAAGAAGGAAAGCCUCAAUAAAAAUGAAACUCCAAAGGUUACAUGAUAAUAUAACGAAGACAAGAAAAGACAAGGAAGGGUUAGAGAGAAUGUUUAAGACCUACACUGAAAAUCCAUCCUUUUCAGACCAAAAGAAUCUCGAAGACACUGAACAACAUCUUGAUGAGACAACAGUGAAGAUGAACUUUCUGGAGGCUAACUAUUUUAAACUCUCUGUAGUAAUGGCAGAACUCGACGGAAAACCAAAGCCUGUGCACUGUUGUAGUGACAGCAUUUCGAAAUGGAAAGAUAAGGAAUACCAGCACAGUGUCAUCCAGAUAUCCAGUCCUGUGAAGAUGAAAAAGUCCCAGUACAGAUCGAAAUUGACCUCUACGUCCUCAAUCAGAUCAAGUAGAAGCCAAGUUGUAGGUCAUUACCAGCAAUCCAUCCCCACAUCCAACAGCAGUGCAACCAGCUCAUGCAUUGCAGGGGCAGAAGCAAUAUAUGAUGAAACACAUAGUGGUAAUCUGCCCGAAUUUGAUUAUGAUGAUGAUGAUUAUGAUGAUGAUGAUGAAAGAAACAGUCAAACUAAUGAGACAGAUGACCACACCAUUGGUACCUGCAGGGCUCUGUAUGACUUUCAGUCAGACAGAGAAGAUGAAUUAAUCAUGAAAAUAGGCGACCUUCUAGUUAUACAUCAAAAGGACAACAGUGGCUGGUGGUACGGAUCAUUGAAAGGGAAGAAAGGUCAUUUCCCUUCCAAUUAUGUGGAACAAUUAGAACAGUUUGACAUAAACAAGUCAUCAGAUGCAUGAGGACCUAUAUGCAGCUCUCUGGCAAGACACAUUAAUAGUUCAUAAUUGAGAUCAGGCAAGACGGCUUAGAUUUUAAGGCCCUCUUUUGAAAGGUACCUACGAAAACUGAACUGUUUUAGACAAACAGCUUUCAAGAUGUUAUUAUUUAACAUGUAUUAUUUUACAUAUAAAUUUAAAAAGCAGUACUACAUAGAACACACAUACAAUGUUGUUUCAUUACAAUCUUUAGUACAGCUCCAAUGGAUAGUAUACUCAGUUGAUUUUUAGUUUAAUGAUUUACCAAAUGUGACCUCUAUUCUUGGUUUACAAUUAGUUAUAAUCUUUGCUGCAUUUAAAAUAGGGGUGUGUAAGAUCUGCAAAUGGGCAGGGCUAUCCAGAAGUAGUCAGAUCAAUUGUUUUGGUCCCGCCCACUUUCAAUGUGAACAUGUCCAUUACCACUCCUCCAAUUUUUAAAAAGUACUUUUGUAAACCUUUUUUUUUUUUCAUGAGGUUAAAUCUCUUAAAAACAUAAAUUCAUAAUAAAAUAAACUUAUAUAUAGCACAUAGCAUUUGUAAAUAUAAUGGUGGCUGAAACAUGUGAUACUAAUGAAUUGAGUCAGACAGUAUAAAGAUAAAACAAUAAAUCAUUAUUUACUAGCUAAUAGUAUCCAUAACCAGAAGUGUUAUGAUCUAUGUCCAGUACAUGUUCAUUAAGUAGCAUGGUGUAGAUCCAAUAAGUUAUCACUUAUGUACAAACACCAUAAAUAUACUCUAAUGAAAUACAAGUACUAGAAAAUAAUACCUUUGUCUGAAAUAACCACAACAGUAUAUUUGUUAAAAUGCAGAACUAAGAAAAUGUAUGUAUAU
Messenger RNA from Acipenser ruthenus (sterlet), 2684 nucleotides. RefSeq names its product nitric oxide synthase trafficking (gene nostrin). Lineage: Eukaryota; Metazoa; Chordata; Actinopteri; Acipenseriformes; Acipenseridae. The record is from RefSeq and is a predicted model, not a curated record. Gene Ontology annotation, molecular function: protein binding. Gene Ontology annotation, cellular component: cytoplasm; plasma membrane. Gene Ontology annotation, biological process: signal transduction. The transcript is spliced from 16 exons. Bases 159 to 1838 code for a protein of 559 amino acids.